AUGAGAAGAGCUUUAAACUUCACGGAAACACGCCUGGCUGAUGAAAAGCAUUUCACACGCCUGGUCAGAAUGCUUAAAGGUUUAAAUAGUUAUGCCCACAGCCUCACAGUGCAUCUCAGCUUGAUUUACAGAACCUCAGAGGCCUACAGGGUCAGCGCAAGGCACCCGAAUUGCCACUUCCUUUUUGAGCUGCAGGCAGCAGAGAAAGAAUGCCAGGCUAAGCUGGAGGGCAGUCUGGUUCUGGAGUCCAGAGGGUGUCCCGGCAUGUGGGACAACUUUUCCUGUUGGCACUACGCGGAAGUCGGAGAGGUGGUCGUCAACACCUGCCCACAAGCCCUAAAAAACCUCUUCGGGCAAGACGGUAACAUCAGUAGGAACUGUACGCCCGAUGGCUGGUCGGAAACGCACCCGAGUAUUCACAGCGCCUGCUUCUCUGAAUCUAAACCCAGCAAGCUGGUGUUCUACACGGUGGUGAAGACGCUGUACACCCUGGGUCACAGUCUGUCUCUCGUUGCCCUCCUCACCGGCAGUGCCAUCCUGUGUCUCUUCAGAAAGCUUCACUGCACGAGGAACUACAUCCAUCUGAACCUGUUCUUCUCCUUCAUGCUGAGAGCCGUCGCCGUGCUGAGCAAGGACGCCAUCCUGUUUUCCCACAGUAAAAACACUAACUGUGAUGAACAGCCCUCACUGAUAGGGUGCAAAACCAGUCUUGUCGUUUUCAACUACUUCAUCAUGGCUAAUUUCUUCUGGCUGUUGGUUGAGGGUCUGUACCUGCACACGCUGCUGAUGGUGAUGUUCUCGCAGAAUCGACACUUCGUCGUCUAUCUCUUUAUCGGCUGGGGGUUUCCUACUGUCUUUGUGAUAGCGUGGGUGAUUUGCAGGAUAUACCUGGAGGAUACGGGAUGCUGGGAAAGAAAUGAAGCCGUGAUUCCCAGACGGGUGAUUAAUUGGCCGAUAAUGACUUCUGUUAUAAUCAACUUUGUUUUGUUCAUAAGCAUCAUUCGGAUCCUGAUUCAGAAGCUGCGGUGUCCAGAUGUAGGAGGGAAUGACCAGUCCCAGUACAGGAGACUGGCAAAGUCAACACUGCUGCUGAUCCCACUCUUUGGGGUUAAUUACGUGGUGUUUGUAUACAUGAAAGAAGAGAGUCCGAACGACACCUUCCAGGACUACAAAAUAUUUUUUGACCUUGGUCUUGGCUCCUUCCAGGGUUUGGUUGUCGCCAUCCUAUACUGCUUUCUGAAUAGUGAGGUCCAGGCCGAGCUGAAGAGGAAGUGGAGGAGCGUCUGUCUAAAGCGCUACAUUGGCCGGGACUACCGGCUGCACAGCUCAUCCAUAACCAGAAACGGUGCCGCGCAGUUCCAUCGCAAAUCCAGAGCUCAGUCCUUUCUGCAGACUGAAACCACGGUAAUAUGA
This is a messenger RNA of Trichomycterus rosablanca, 1413 nucleotides long. RefSeq names its product vasoactive intestinal peptide receptor 2 (gene vipr2). Gene Ontology annotation, molecular function: peptide hormone binding; vasoactive intestinal polypeptide receptor activity; G protein-coupled peptide receptor activity. Lineage: Eukaryota; Metazoa; Chordata; Actinopteri; Siluriformes; Trichomycteridae. Gene Ontology annotation, cellular component: plasma membrane. The record is from RefSeq and is a predicted model, not a curated record. The coding region runs from base 1 to 1413 and encodes 470 amino acids. The transcript is spliced from 13 exons. Gene Ontology annotation, biological process: adenylate cyclase-modulating G protein-coupled receptor signaling pathway; cell surface receptor signaling pathway.